UUUAUAUUGAACCGAAACUAAAACAAGGAAAAUGCCAGGAAAUACUGCGAAAGCAGCUGUAUUGUUAUCCGUGUUUUUAAUGUCAAUUGUGCACUGUGGUCAUUCUGAAGAAGGCGUCUGCACAAAAUCUGACGAUGGUGUUAAAUGUUCCGAAGAUAACAGCGUGAGAUUAACGCGAUUGAAUGGUGAACUGGUUGGAAAUGUACAGACAAUUACGGAUGGUGACCGAAAACUUGAAAUGAAAACUCUGAACAUGAAGCCAUUGGUCUUUGAAAUUGAGAAUUUCCUAACUGAGGAGGAAUGCGACUACAUAAAAGCAGCUGCCGUGAAAACUGGUCUAGAGUCCAGUCAAACAAUGGCACAUUCCAUGUCCAAAAACCAAAAUGUUGACUUGAUGGACUUAAACCAUGAUGGGGAACUGGAUAUUAAGGAGAUGAAGAUUACCAUAGAGAAUGGAUAUGAUAUCUUCCUUGAAAAAGAGGACAUAUUGGAUAUGUAUAGCACGCUUGAGCUCGACACAAAUGGCGACACGCACAUCAGCCGAGAAGAGCUGAGUAAAAUCAAGCCCAAGGAUUUGUUCACUUACCUUCAGUAA
Dreissena polymorpha is the source of this 595-nucleotide messenger RNA. RefSeq names its product transmembrane prolyl 4-hydroxylase-like. The coding region runs from base 32 to 595 and encodes 187 amino acids. NCBI's taxonomy places the organism in Eukaryota, Metazoa, Mollusca, Bivalvia, Myida, Dreissenidae. The record is from RefSeq and is a predicted model, not a curated record. The transcript has 6 exons.